GUUUCCAAGCAGACGAUCUUACGUAUAUAAUAGUUAAAAAUAAACGUGUUUCUGCUGGUUUCAGCGAAUUUAGAUAACUUGUUGAUUUCAUGAAAUGAUCCGCCAAAAUGAAUUGAAUCAAAGAAAGUCAGACUUUCUAUUGGCUAAGCAACGAGAUCUAAAAGGAGAAUGCGAAGGGCUCGAUGGAAAACGAAAGGUUCCUGAAAGGCUUAGAAAAUUUUUAGAUUGGGAUGCCGAAUUGACGAAUCAGCUCACCAGUUUAAUGCAAGUUAAACUACCUAGUCUCACAAAGUCUGAAACCAAAUUCAUGGAGAUUUCUGGUAGUGGAUACAUUUGGCUGCCAGCUUGUGCAAUCCUUUACUUCAUGCAUCCUCUUGUGCCUAAACAACUGCCUGUCAAUCUUCUCAUAGCUUUUCUGCUUGAUAUUAUUGUUAUUGGCCUGCUGAAGGCAUUUGCCAGAAGGAGACGCCCACCUACCAGUAACCCAGACUUCUUUAAGUCAAUUGGACCAGACCAAUAUAGUUUCCCUUCUGGGCAUGCAAGCAGGGCAAUACUAAUAUCUUUCAUAUUCACUGAAAUAAAUCCUCUUUUUGAUCUUGGAUACCUGAAUUUAGGAGUCUCACUUCUGCUUUGGGUUUGGUCCUUCUCUGUAUGUUUCUCCCGAAUCCUUAAUGGUCGUCAUUACCUCUUUGACGUGUUAGUUGGUGUCAUUAUUGGAUUUGUUGAAGGCUUUUUUGUGUCUUAUCUUUGGAUGUCUUCCGAACGAGCUGAGAAUAUUUUGAAUUUUCUUUCUGACGAGGCCCCUGAGAUUUGAUAUGAUUAAAAUAUAUCGAUGAGAAAAA
Daphnia carinata is the source of this 842-nucleotide messenger RNA. RefSeq names its product polyisoprenoid diphosphate/phosphate phosphohydrolase PLPP6-like. NCBI's taxonomy places the organism in Eukaryota, Metazoa, Arthropoda, Branchiopoda, Diplostraca, Daphniidae. The coding region runs from base 95 to 814 and encodes 239 amino acids. The record is from RefSeq and is a predicted model, not a curated record. The transcript is spliced from 3 exons. Gene Ontology annotation, molecular function: sphingosine-1-phosphate phosphatase activity.